Molecule: messenger RNA, 1092 nt
Organism: Entrophospora sp. SA101
Lineage: Eukaryota; Fungi; Glomeromycota; Glomeromycetes; Entrophosporales; Entrophosporaceae
Source: the annotation of a GenBank genome assembly
AUGCACAAAUUACAAAUUAGUGUAGGGACUUCAUAUGAUCCAUCAACACACAAAAUCAUUCUUCCAAAUGAAGAAAAUCCAUAUUUCAUCAAUACAGAACAUAUUGUUGGUAGAAUUGGUGUUCGUAUCAGAGAUUUUCAAGGCAUAACUCCGUCCGGUAAAGAUAUAAUAUCAUCAAGUAAAUAUUUUGAAAAUAAUAAUUAUCAAUAUUCAAUACAAGUUCAAGCUAAGUUCAAAGGAAACAAUAAAUGGACAGCUGAUGACAUUGUUUUUGGGAAUGACUUUGAUCAUAAAAUAAAUUUACCGCCCGGAAGUUGGCUCGGAUUAAAAAUCCUACAAUGGAUUGAUCCAGGUUUAGAAGCAGAUAUCUAUUCUGAUAAACCAUCGGCAUUCUCACCACUAUUAUUCACAAUGAAUGUUAUAAAUCUACAUUAUGAUGAAAAUUCGGCAGAUUUGCCUGAUUGGCCAUCAUUCAACGGUAAUCAUAUAAUGGAAGGAGAAAUAUAUUCUAAAAAUUCCGAUAAAAUUAUAAGUGCAUGUAACACCAGUGAUAGAAAAAAAUAUUUCUCCAUAAAGGAAAAUAGGCAAGAUUUUAAAAUUACUCAAGAUCAAAUUUGGAAUUUCGAUUUCUUUAACUCUUAUAUAGAUUUCAAUAAGAUCGCUGUAAAGUUACCUGGAUUCGAAAUAAGUGUUCUACAAUAUUGGGAUGGACAGCCAUUACGAUAUGUGUGUAAAUCAAGAGAUUCUUCAGUAGUAUUUUUUGUCGUAAUAUUUCAAUUAAUUGAAGUGUACCAAGAAAAUAUCAGUGAAGUAGAAGAAAAUUUAUCAGAUGAGGAAAGAAUUCAACAACCAAAAAUUGACACUUCGCCAUUGAUUAAUAAAUUGAUUGAAGAACAGAGAAAUAAAGAAAAAGAAUUAUUUAAAAAAAUACAAGAUGAAAAUGAUUUAACGCCAAAAUCAAAUGCGAUCUGGUCAUCUGUGAAAUCCCCGUCUAUUUUAAAAAUUCCAAAGUUAAAAUUGUCUUAUGAAGAUAAAGAUGAUCAUGAUUUAUCAAAUUUAAAUCUUUCAUCUUCUUCAUCAAUUAAUGAAUGA